AUGGACCAUCUCGCAGGCGUCGACUGCGCUGAAUGGGUCGGGCGGGACCAGAUCACGGCGUGCUAUACUGGAGGCUCGGACGACACGUGCUACACGCGCUCGACAACUUGCCGCGACAACGACAUUCUUUCGUCGCUCUCGGGCGAUUACGACGUAAACCAGACGCGUACCAGCCCGACCCGACGGACUUCCUCACCAACGCCACGCCACGCUCAUGGCGCGGAAUCGACGUGGCAGGAGACAAACGACAACGUGUACUCGAACCUUGCGGACACCAGCGACUGGAUGCGCAACUCCCGGCUUGAUCUGGAGUACCUCAUCGACUCUGGCGUGUGGACCAUCGUCUUUGAUGGCGACGCGGACUACAUCCUGAACUUCGAGGGCGUCGAGACAAUGGUUGCCACGCCGCCGACCACCUUCAGCUCCGAGUUCAACUCAACAACCUGGAAUUUUAACGGCUCUGGUAUGACUCGGACACGCCCGAGCGCAACGAGCCAAAAGGACGAGGGGUGGGAGUGGUGA
Messenger RNA from Fomitopsis serialis, 522 nucleotides. RefSeq lists its product as uncharacterized. Gene Ontology annotation, molecular function: serine-type carboxypeptidase activity. The transcript has 3 exons. Lineage: Eukaryota; Fungi; Basidiomycota; Agaricomycetes; Polyporales; Fomitopsidaceae. Bases 1 to 522 code for a protein of 173 amino acids. Gene Ontology annotation, biological process: proteolysis. The record is from RefSeq and is a predicted model, not a curated record.